This is a messenger RNA of Trichomycterus rosablanca, 2431 nucleotides long. RefSeq names its product cyclin D3 (gene ccnd3). Gene Ontology annotation, biological process: mitotic cell cycle phase transition; regulation of cyclin-dependent protein serine/threonine kinase activity. Gene Ontology annotation, cellular component: nucleus; cyclin-dependent protein kinase holoenzyme complex; cytoplasm. Gene Ontology annotation, molecular function: cyclin-dependent protein serine/threonine kinase regulator activity. The record is from RefSeq and is a predicted model, not a curated record. The coding region runs from base 444 to 1409 and encodes 321 amino acids. The transcript is spliced from 5 exons. NCBI's taxonomy places the organism in Eukaryota, Metazoa, Chordata, Actinopteri, Siluriformes, Trichomycteridae.
CUGAUGAUUUUAGUUGAAUUCUACAUUAUUUGAUGUGUGUGAUUGUGUGGAACUGUAAAUAGCGUUUCUGUGAGGAACAUGAGCGGCCGCCAUCAACAGCUCGUACAGGUGCUGAUGCUUGUGGUCGCCAUUAUUUCAUUCGGUUUAAUGAGGCGAUAAACUUAUAUUAUCUUUCUUUGUUUUUAGUUAAAAUGCUGGUUUAUCGGUUGAACUAGUCGAUUUUAGUUAGAUAUAGUCGAUGCCGAUGCGUUUAAUCGUCGUUUAGUCCAAAACAAAGUGUUUUUAAAUUGACCUCAGGAACCAGCAGUCCUAAUGGAGCUCGUUUACUGACCCACUAGAUCGAACUUCUAACGGUCUGAUCAUUAAGAUAUCGUGGAGUCUCACUGUGUGCGUCAACAAAUUAGCUUUUAUUUCUUAUUAUUUUAAUUUCUUCUGAAUAAAAUAUGAUGGAUUUACAUUGUGAUGAGAAUGAGCAGUUCGCAUCCACAGUAAAAGACAGCAGGGAGGCCGGAGGGGUUCAGAUCAGGCCGGUCCGGGCGCUGUGUGACCGGGUUCUGAUGGAGAAGCGAAUGUUAAUGAACCUGCUGAUGGUGGAGAAAUCACAAUUUAUCUCUGAAUCGUAUUUUGAAGCAGUUCAGACUGAUGUGAAGCCCUUCAUGAGGAGGUUAUUAACAGUGUGGAUGCUGCAGGUGAGUUUAUUACAGGUGUGUGAGGACCAGAAGUGUGAGGAGGAGGUCUUUCCGCUGUCCGUUUGCUAUCUGGACAGGUACAUGUCUCACCAUCACGUGAAGAAAGACGUUCUGCAGCUGCUUGGCACCACGUGCAUGUUUCUGGCUUCCAAACUGAGGCAGGUGGUUCCUCUGAGUGCUGAAAAUCUCUGCCUGUAUACUGACCAGUCCAUCACCGUCCCACAGCUGCUGAAGUGUGAGAUACAGCUUGCCUCUGGGCUGGACUGGGAUCUGGCACCUGUGAUUCCUUCUGAUUUCCUGGAGCCGCUUCUGCAGAACCUUCCCAUAGUUCUUCAAAACCACAGGGCCCUGCGCAAACAUGCUCACGCCUACAUCGCUUUAGCCGUCACAGAGUUGAAGUUUGUAAAGUAUUUGCCCUCGGUUGUGGCCUGCAGCUGCAUGGUUGCUGCUAUUCAGCGCAUGAAUCUGCUGUUCGGCGCUCUGUCCUGCGACGCUCUUCUGCACCUCAUGGCCAGCGUCUUAGAUGUCUUCAUAGUGCCUCUGUAUAACUGUUACGCCGAGCUGGAGGCCACUCUGGACUUCACCCUCCCCUUCAGCACACUCCUGUACGAGUCUGCUUCACCUGAUAGCACCCACCACGCCCGGAACCCCCGGCAGGCCAGGUCUGCUUCUCUCAGCUUCACCCAGUCAAACACGGAUGCAGAAAGUGAGCCGGAAUAAAUCAGCUCAUCCGUUCCUCCGCUUCUUUCAUUCGCUGUCAGUGUGGCUGGGUAAGUUCUGCCACAAAUCCACCUGCUGCAUGCCGUCACUAGCCGUUCACAGUUUUUAUUCGGGGUUCUGUCGGACGAUAAGUGUGUUAGCGACGUGUCGGCUUCAGCAAGAGGUUCUCCUCAGUUUUACCAAACACAUGGAAGCUGGUCUGAAGUGGGUUUGAUAGACACUGUGAAUGCGCCGAUGGUUCGAUUUCCCCCCUUUAAAUGUACCGCCUGUGUCUAUAUUAUUUUUAAUCCAGAAAUGAAAAUACACUACACCGCCAAAAGUAUUGAGACAUCCGCUUAAAUAUUGUGUUCAGGUGUUUCAGCCGCACCUACUAUUAAGAUUUGCUCAAUGAAAUGACAUAAAACUAAUCAAAUGUUUAACUUUGUGGUAACAGUUUAGGGAAGGCCCUUAUGUUCCAGCAUGGCUGUGCUUCCAUGUACUUUACACAGUUUUUAUAAAGGCCUGGUUUGAUUUGAUGAGUUUGGGUCAGAACUCUAUAUGGAUAAAUCAGAAGACUAAAACACUGGUACAAAUUCCCAGAGACACACUCCAAAGUCUUCUGAAAAGCUCCCCCAGUGCAGUAGGGUGCAGUAACUCUGUAUUAUAGUGAACGGUGUUGGAAUGGAAUGUCCAGAAAGCUCAUGGUCGGGUGUGCAGAUAUUUUUGGCUGUAUAGUGUGUGUGAAGUGUUGCCUCUGUUCGUUAUUAGAAUGUAAUUAAAUAUUCGGUUCUGUUCACUCGUUAUUUAGGUCGGUAUGUUACACUCGGUGUAUGUUCUGUUAACUCAUUUAAGUUUUCUGUUGGAGUUUGUGCUUUUAUACUGAUUUUAAUAGAACAAAUUAAAAUAGGUGUUUUUGUUCAGUUCAUCAGAUUUAAUGUUCAAUCGCUCCUCUGUAUCUGCGGGUGGAUCGAUAAUGUUAAAAACUGCUAAUGUUAUCAACUGAUACAAAUGUUGGGCACAAAUUCCCACAGAUACUCUCCAAA